Ricinus communis (castor bean) is the source of this 1369-nucleotide messenger RNA. RefSeq names its product GDSL esterase/lipase LTL1. The transcript has 5 exons. Bases 60 to 1166 code for a protein of 368 amino acids. The record is from RefSeq and is a predicted model, not a curated record. NCBI's taxonomy places the organism in Eukaryota, Viridiplantae, Streptophyta, Magnoliopsida, Malpighiales, Euphorbiaceae. Gene Ontology annotation, molecular function: hydrolase activity, acting on ester bonds.
CCUUCCUCCAUCUUCGAUCCGGCCAUCCAACAGGUCACUCUGCACGCACAUUUGCUCCCAUGGCUAGCUCAACUGCCCUGCUCAUAUCUUCAACACUCGUAGCACUGUUCAUGGCAAUGGGAGGGGCUCUUGCUCCUCAAGCUGAAGCUAGGGCAUUUUUUGUGUUUGGAGAUUCACUUGUUGACAAUGGCAACAAUAAUUACCUUGCCACCACCGCUAGAGCAGACUCACCCCCUUACGGCAUUGAUUUUCCAACUCAUCGACCGACUGGCCGGUUCUCUAAUGGCCUUAACAUCCCUGACUUUAUCAGUCAAGCAAUUGGGACUGACUUUCUAUUGCCGUACCUGAGCCCUCAGCUUACUGGAGAAAACCUACUCGUUGGUGCCAAUUUUGCUUCUGCUGGAAUUGGAAUUCUGAAUGAUACUGGAGUUCAGUUUGCAAAUAUAAUCAGAAUGUUUCAACAAUAUGAGUACUUUGAGGAAUAUCAAAGGCGGGUGGCUGCUCUCAUCGGAGCUGAGAGGACACAGCAACUUGUUAAUGAUGCACUUGUCCUCAUCACUGUUGGCGGCAACGAUUUUGUUAACAACUAUUAUUUGGUGCCUUUCUCUGCAAGAUCUCGCCAAUAUUCUCUUCCUGAUUAUGUCAGAUUUCUCAUCUCCGAGUACAAAAAGCUUCUUAUGAGGCUAUAUGAUCUUGGAGCACGGAGGGUUCUUGUAACAGGGACAGGUCCAUUGGGCUGCGUUCCGGCGGAGUUGGCAAUGAGGAGCAGCAACGGGGAGUGUGCGGCUGAGCUGCAACGGGCUGCGGCAUUAUUCAAUCCUCAGCUCACUCAAAUGCUUAGACAACUCAACAGCCAAUAUGGUUCAGAUAUAUUCAUUGCUGCCAACACUGGCCAAAUGAGUGCCGAUUUUAUCAGUAAUCCUGGGGCAUUCGGAUUUGUAACAUCAAAGGUGGCUUGCUGUGGGCAAGGACCUUAUAAUGGUCUGGGACUAUGCACAGGUCUAUCAAACUUGUGCCCUAACCGCGAUGUAUACGCGUUUUGGGACCCAUUCCAUCCAUCAGAAAGAGCAAACAGUUACAUUGCUCGACAGAUACUGACCGGGACAACCGAUUAUAUGAACCCCAUGAAUCUUAGCACCAUUAUGGCCUUGGACUCGAGGGUCUAGUUCAAUAUGCCACCUCCUUAGAGAAUUUGAUGAUAUUGAUAUUGUAUUAUUUAUACUUUUAUAAAGUAACGCUUGUUUGUUGUUGUUGACGAUGAUAUAUGGCUUUAAGGAAAUUUACGUUGUAUUAUUUUCUAUCGUUCUAUCUUAAAAAUCAAAAUGUAAUAAUUUAUAUAUGUUUGUGGAAUAAAUCACAGUUACCACUC